Molecule: messenger RNA, 925 nt
Organism: Hermetia illucens (black soldier fly)
Lineage: Eukaryota; Metazoa; Arthropoda; Insecta; Diptera; Stratiomyidae
Product: acanthoscurrin-2-like
Exons: 2
Coding region: 104-853 (249 amino acids)
Source: RefSeq, a predicted model, not a curated record
GUCGCUUUAAACUAAUAAGAAAAUACGUUUGAAGUCGUGGUUUAGUAUAUAAGGCUUACUGAAAUGGUAAUCCAUUCAGUAUAGUUAUCUAAACUCACUAGCUAUGAAAGCAUUUGUGGUUUUAGGGGCAUUGUCUACUUUGGUAGCUUUUUCACAAGCUGGUGGUGGAGGAUUUGCUAGUUCGAAGGCUAGCGCAUCAGCUAGUGCAAGUGCCGGUUCGUUUGGAGGUGGAUUUGGCGGUGGACCAGGUGGAUUUGGCGGAAAAGGUGGAUAUGGAGGCGGCGGUUUAGGCGGCCACGGUGGUGGUGGACUCGGCGGUGGUGGACUCGGCGGUGGUGGAUUUGGAGGUGGUGGACUUGGCGGUGGUGGCGGACUUGGUGGUGGAUUUGGUGGCGGAGGUGGUGGCGGCGGUGGAUUUGGCAAAGGAGGUGGAGGUGGUCUUGGCGGUGGCCUUGGCGGUGGUCUUGGAGGUGGUGGUCUUGGAGGCGGCGGUCUUGGAGGCGGUGGUCAUGGGGGUGGUGGUCUUGGAGGUGGACAUUACGGUGGAGGCGAACUUGGUGGUGGAUUUGGUAAAGGAGGCGGAGGUGGCCUUGGCGGUGGCCUUGGUGGUGGUCUUGGUGGUGGCCUUGGUGGUGGCCUUGGCGGUGGCCUUGGAGGCGGUGGUCUUGGAGGAGGACAUUUGGGCGGAGGCGGUGGUGGUGGUGGCGGAGGAUUUGGAGGAGGUGGCAUUGGUGGUGGUGGUCAUCAUGGAGGUGGCGGCAAAGGAGGUUUUGGUGGCGGUGGCGGUGGAGCAUCAGCUCAUGCUUCUGCUUCCGCUUCAGCAAACGCUGGCGCUGGAAAAUAUGGCAAAUAGUCAAAAUUCAUAGAAAUUUAACUGUUAUCUAAUAUGGAAUGAUGUAAGAAUAAACGUGAUUUUUAACUAUGA